AUGUUCAGCUAUGGAGAAUCCUUAUUGAGAUUUCAGAAAUUCCAUUUUGGAGAUACCAGACAUCUGAGCUUCAAGUUUCUCAAACGAAAAGAAUGGCAGCAAGAGCUACAACGACUUGAGGUAUCAACUUCAAGCUACAAAGGUGCAUCCAAGCCAGUGGAUAGAGCCAUCGCUGAACUUCUCGAGCUUGUGGUGGCCGUCUUCAUCGACUCUUGGUACAAGAACAUAUCUGACCAUGAAGGUUUUCAAGAGUCACUUCGCAAUGAGCUAUGGCACAUCAUCGAGGCACUCAAGUCCCACCUCGCUAAGACUGACAUUGCCGAUUUGGUAUUCAUUAAGAUACUCCCGAUGAUAAAUCUUCAUUUUAAAGACUAUUCCACGGAGUCGGUGCCUUUGCUUUUUAAUUAUCAACUCGAGAACAAGUUGAAAGCUGUGCGAUCUUCUGGAAAGACCCUUCAUGAGGGAGUGUCACUUUCUACGAACAAACUGAAUUUUGAGCAGGAGAAAGCAUACUUGAGAAAAAUUACUGCAAGAUUGCUACCUCUGGUCCUCAAUGAAGGGGAGAGGCAAAGCUCGGUGGUUUCACUGAUCCUUCGAGAAAUCCUUGCGUCCACUGUUCUAUUUAACGUGGUGGAGAUGUUAGCUGAGGGUGACUUUGUUAAUCAAAUGAUUGUAAAAUUCAUGGGAGACAGCCUUCAGCGUCGCAGCCAAGUCAAACGCCUUCGUGCUGCGUUGGAACAGCAUACCCGUCAAACUGACGAACAGCAAGAUACCGCGUCUCCACUCCCAAGUGUUUCUGGCAAGUUCACGGAGGCAAGAUACCAACACUGUUUGGCUUUCAUUGACAAGGCCACAGAAGCUGAUCUUGUGGAGCUUAAAGAUCGCUUGACUCAUUCCAUUUCUCAGCACAGUGAUACGCAUAGCCAAGAGUAUCAAUCUAUGCUUGAUCUUGUCCAGCAAAUUGCCAAUAAGCUAGCAAAGCCUAAGCUUUCCCUUGAUGAGGCUCUUAGCAACAACGACGUGCGCUCUCUGUUCGUUCGGUACCUUGAGCAGAACGAAAAACUACAUGUCUUGAGUGUAUUUGAAGCAAUCAACGAAUUGAGGUCACCAUUAUGCACUUUGGAUCUUGAGAGCCCAGACUCUCUAGAGUUUGCUAAUUCUGAUAAUAUUAGAUCUGUCUUCGAUAACCACCUAAUUCACAGUGAAACACUUGAAUCGCUGAUCCCCGCCAUACGCUCAGUAUACCGUGGCAUAGAAGAUGAGACCACAAUCGCUUCUGCAAAAUCAGAGUUGAUCUCCAUCUGGCUGAAACUGAACGCUGAAUUAAUCUCCGUUCUUUAUCCGUCGUUCCUUCAAAAUGUUGAAAACGAAGCAGCACCUUAUCUGGUGGAUACGUAUGCUCUGGCUGACCAAUCAAUCUUGACAACUGAAAAUUCACAGUUAGAGGGGGAUGUAACAGAGGCAUCUAUUAGCCCUGCUGUUAUUGAUGCUGUCGAAAAGUCACUUGAGCAAAUCAUCAACACGAAGGCACAAACGCCAGGCAGUUCGGAAAUAUCCAGAAACGAAAGUACCUUGACACUCAAAAAUUUGGCCUCUCCUAUGUCAAGCUCGAGCAGAUCAAACUCGCCAACAUUGAAAGAUCGCUUGCCCGCUGCCCCUGCUAUGAACCAGUCAGGUAUAUUUGAGUCGCUAGACAAACUGGAAUCUGAAUCUGAGCUUUCAGAUAGCUUUAUUAAUUCUGAUUCUGAAGAAUCCAAAUUAGGUGGUUCUGAGAUCUUGAGAGCAGCGCCUGGCGAUCUUAGCUUGGCGGAGAAAUUAACAACGAUCUCCCAGGAUAUUAAGAACCUUCGUGAACAAAACGAAAUUUUACUUCCUUUACUUAAGAAGGCAGAGUUAACGAACAAUGUUUCCGAAAUAACGAUUCUCAAGCGCUCAAAGCAGGGUUUGGAGAGGGAGAUCGCCUCAAAAGAGCUCCAACGACAGCAUUGGAUUAUCCAAGAAAAUGAAAACAGUUUGUUCGGGAAGUCCAGGAUACAGAUCUCGUCCUAUAUGACUGAAACGAAGAAUGGUUCUGAUUACGUGCUCUAUAUUGUUGAGGUGCAAAAGUUUUCCAACGAUGAUCCAAACGAAGUCACAGCAGGUUGGGUGGUGGCCAGAAGGUUUAGUCAGUUCUACCAACUCAACGAGUAUCUCAAAAAGAAAUCAUCUAAAGUCUCCAAUAUCAAGUUCCCAAAGAAGGCUGUCCUCAACUUUCAAAAGAAGCAGCUUCUAGAGUUAAGAAAAAGGGGCCUCGAGCAGUACUUGCAGCAACUCCUCACUAUACCCGAGGUAUGUUCCGACCCGAUUUUGAGGUCAUUUCUAUCAUCUGAAAACUUCCUGUUCAGCUCUCUUAAGAAGCCGAAGAAGAAUCUAGACGAUAUUCUUGGUUCUCUUUCCUUAAGUUUUUCGGAUCAUGAUAAUUCAAAAUACCCCGAGGUGGAGAUGAGUACCACCACUGAAUUCAUGGAAAGCAUAAAGGAGAUGCAAAGUGAGUUGAAGCAGUUUGAUGAGUCCCAGAAGUACACUUCUGGCAAGGUGCCUUUUGUAAAGCCAAUUUCAGACUUGUUGAUCGAUGUUUUCGAUUUGGGGUCCUCCAAAAGUUGGAUAAGAGGCAGAGCACUCCUUAUUCUUUUGCAGCAGGUGCUCGGAUCUGCCAUUGAAAAGAAGAUACGCUCUUCAAUGCGAAACAUCUUGAAUGACGAAGCUAUGAUUCUCAAUGUCAUUGGUAACUUGAAGGACACUGUGUUUCCAAACGGGCGCUUCAAAGACCCUCCAAUCGUCCGAAGCGAGGCCCUUCAGGAGAAGACUCGGAGUGAAGCAAGAGCUAUAUUUGAGGUUUACAUGGAGGAGACGUGUGGAAAAGUCUUCGGUAACGGAAACACCAAGGUUCGCUCCAGAGUGUUGUUCGAGCUAUUCCAAAACGAUUUCAUCAACAAACUGCUCAUAUUUCAGCUUCUAGAUCAGCUUGUCAAAGAGUUGUUCCCAUGA
Candidozyma pseudohaemuli is the source of this 3027-nucleotide messenger RNA. RefSeq lists its product as uncharacterized. Gene Ontology annotation, molecular function: phosphatidylinositol binding. The record is from RefSeq and is a predicted model, not a curated record. The transcript is spliced from 2 exons. Lineage: Eukaryota; Fungi; Ascomycota; Pichiomycetes; Serinales; Metschnikowiaceae. The coding region runs from base 1 to 3027 and encodes 1008 amino acids. Gene Ontology annotation, cellular component: intracellular membrane-bounded organelle.